Lecanosticta acicola is the source of this 2774-nucleotide messenger RNA. NCBI's taxonomy places the organism in Eukaryota, Fungi, Ascomycota, Dothideomycetes, Mycosphaerellales, Mycosphaerellaceae. The record is from the annotation of a GenBank genome assembly.
AUGUCCGGAGGCAUUGAGGAGCCAUACACCAUCGCCACACUUCCCAAGCCGCGUGAUGACGGUCGCAUAUCGGCCGCACUCGUGCACAGCCUGAAUGGAUCGAGAAAGAGGAAGAGGCACGAGAUUGCCCUGGGCAUCGACGGCGAAAGCGUGAACAUCUACAAUGUAAUGAGUACAGGAGCAAUCGACUCACGAACUGUACGCUGACAAUUGAAUAGGUUCAGACCCAAGACAUUGCCAGCUCUUAUGCACUUCCUCCACAUUCGCGACUUGCAGCUCCACCGUGUUCGAUCUACUGCCGACGAGCGAAACCGCUCCACCCACAACGCCAGACCUAUCUUGCAGUACGAGAUGGUCCAAACAACAGUAAGGCGCGGAUUUUGAGCAUAAGAGAGAACCUGGGCAAGCCGUUAGAGAAAGAGCAGCCGCCGAGAGUGCCUGUGAAGUCGGAACGUAAACUCGCGAAUGGACACAUCGUCGGCAUAGACAUCAUCGCUUCCAACAACGGGACAGAACCAGAAGACCAGUCCGUCAUCGUCUCCUACACGGACGGGAAAGUCGAGUGUAUUCCUGGCGAUCUGUCUGGGUCCAGAUGGGAGCAAGCAUCGGACAACAAAAUCCAUGUCGAAUACGCCACGCUCUUAGACUGCGAGGCCGCUCGUAAAGGUCUCCUGAAGGGUCGCGAAGAUGUUCUGGCCGCCUUGGAUCCUACUAUCACCGAUAGCGCCGAAAGCACUGCGCCUCCAUUACUCUUCCAACUGACACGAACUCGAGAUGGCGACGGCAGGCAAAUACGACUAUUUGCGCUUCGCAAUACUACCGGGCUUUUCGUGCAGGGACUUCGCAAUCCCAUGGAGGAGUUACUGGCCUAUGAUCUGCCCUCGCGACAUACCACAUCUUCUGAGACUGGACAGUAUGAGCUGCAUGCUGCUUCAGGACUCCUCUAUCAGAGACUGGCCACGCGCUUGACAGUUUACGACCUGUCUGGAACGCUUCCUAAGGCAUCGUUUGAGCUUGGCCGUAAAGGGUCCCCGCGCGUCAGCAGCUUCGUGCGCCUAUCUUCCGCCACACUUCUCGCAGUCUCCCAGGAUGCGCUGGCAGUGUAUGAGACAAAGUACGGCUCAAUGCUAAGCUCACUUGCAUACCCUCCGAAGGCGACAAGUCAAGUAGCUCCAGUCACUGCUGAAAGCCAAGAACAGAAGUCGCUAUCCAUAGUUGCACAAUUCUCUGAUCUUGGUGUGGUUGUGGCACUCUCGGGAAACAGCCUCGUCGCCUGCCAAGUCGGCGAUAUGCUCGAUGACGGAAGACGUGCUAGAGCCCAUGGUGCUCUGUUGAUUGACGUGAUGGGCAAAGCCAAGUUCAUCGCAGACUCUGAGCCUUCAGAGCUCACUACAAAGAGGGAACAGAAGAGGCAGAAAUGGCUCGAAUGGACAUCCAAAGUGGAUCGCUACUUCCAAGAGCGAGAUUUGGGCGCUCUAGAAGAUCUGAUUGCGCGAGAUAUCCACCUCAAGGAUGAGGACCAUUUGCACCAGCAGGGUCUGCUCAAUGGGUCAAGUGGAACACAGGAGCCUGCUUACUGGGAGCUUCCACCAUAUACAUAUGAUCCUCGACAUUUGGAUGGCAAGAAACCUACCUACAUUCUUGGAAAGAUGUUUGCGUGGCGCAAUCCCAUUGAUCUGGCGAGACGACAUGAACACAACCUAGAGAUCACCCUGCUUUCCCGAAACAUCCUGCGAUGGCUUGCGAUGGCAGGUUUCCUCAAUCCAGCGCAAAUCCAGUACGUGCUUCCUGAGGUAGCUGCUGGAUUCGAGUCGAAGCCUCACGUAGCGCCUGGUGACAUAAUGGCAGCCAUUGCAGAAGCCGAGCCAAGCUUUAUGCUCAUGAGCGACUUGGUAUCGCUGCCGAUACAUUGGGAUCUUGCCGAAGUUGUGCAAGGUCUGCAAAUGUUUAUGCGCUCUCUCGAGGAUAGAGACCCUGGUGAGCCCGGCGAUGAUUCCGCCGAUGUGGAUGUCACCAUGACUUACGACGUCGAUGAUCAAAGCCGUCUAGAAGCUGAAGUGGACGCAGCAGGGAAACAGUUGACCCUCGCGGAAAGUGCGCUGAUAUCUGGGUUGCAGACCAGAAGCAAUGUGUGCAAGUUGCUGCUCACUCGCCUCCAAGCGUUUCCACAGAAGCAAGUCUCGCGCAUGAUGCACAACAUGCUGACACACGAGGACAUUGACUUCUUCAUCUCUAUCCUCCGUAUCGAGCUGUCUGAUGGCGGCUGGACCACUUCAUACGUUGAUCAGACUAUCCCAGAGCAAGUGAACCCUACUGGACUGGGUAGUGCUCAAGAACACGUCCCGAGCAACCAAGGCAUACGCAAUAUUGCACACCUUUUCAGCUGCGCGAUGGACGCCGUAGGCCUCAGCGGAUGGCUAGUCGGACGCAGUGGAGAAGCGGCUGCAACGCACCAGUUGAUUCAGGAUAUUCGCAACGAGGUCAGUGCUGCCGCAGAGGGCCUUUUUGAGCUCCGAGUCAUCGGUGCUUCGUUACAGGAUGUCUGCAAGGCAGCCGGCCAGGUCGAACAACAGCCGCAGCAGCUCAAGCGCAAAUGGCAACUGUCUGAAGAGGAAGAGCCUGGGCCGGAGGAGAAGAUGUUGCCGCUCUGUGGUCGGAUUGAACCACCUACGUUAGGAGCCGGCUCGAAGGCCAUGAAGCUGUCUCGGGCUGCUAUGGCAGAGCAGAGGAGUAAGAACGUGGGCAAGUACUCCUUUGAGCGGAUCCGGUUCUAA